AGGAGGACGUAAAAAAAAAACUAAAAAAAAACGGUUGAUCUCAGCAGCAUUUGGCUCUGUGCUAGAAUUAAGUUACCAGGGCGAGGCAGGGUUGCUUCGAUUGAAACUGGUCGAUCCUUGAGCUGGCUAAGUUUUGCUGCUGUUAGCAGCAAAACUUAGCCGGGUAACCGGGUAACUUCGAGAAAACUACUCAGUUGUUAUGUUGGAGGAGGUCUUCAUAGGAACGUCUGAUCCUCUGAAACAGUUGAAAGAUCUGACGCAGCUCAAAAAUCAGCUGGAAGAGAUCCAGAGGCGAGUGGAGAACCAGGUUUCUGUAGGAAUUCCUCAGGGAGGCUCUGUGUUAGGAUCUCCAUUUCUGAAGGGCUUUCUGGCUGGCUAUGUGGUGGCCAAGCUACGCUCCUCUGCCAUCCUGGGAGUGCUGCUGGGAACAAUUACUGGCAUGUACGCGGCACAGAAUUAUCAAGUGCCCAACAUUGAAAGGACCGUGAAAGAGUAUAUGAACAACUUGAAAAAAGGACCCAAGUAAUUUGGGCUGAAUUCUAGCCCUGACAGUCUUUUGCCAGUGACAUAACAGACACAAGAAGAAAUACUGUUGCAGCUGCUGGCUUGUCAGCUGCUUGUGACUUCAACUUUUAAGAUUUCUCCAUAUAACUGGAAUUUCAUUUGGGACUCAAAGUAAAAGACUUGACUUUUUUUUUUAAUUCUAUUUUUUGUUUCAGGUUCAAUUAAAAACUGCUGCUGUUUCUUUUCCACUUGUAACUGUGUGAGGUUAACACAAGAUGUAAGACAUUGUGCCCACAAGGUUUCAAAGUGUGGUCCCUCAAAUUUCAUAACUUGAUAACUUGUCUUAGCUUUGUCAGUUGGAGCAACUAUAUAAGUCGUUAGAUUUUGAAUCAGUCAUGUUAAAACAGGCAAUAAUUCCUGCAAAUGUUUCCUACCUUUUUAUUGUUCAGCUCAAGUUACAUACACAGAGUUAUAGAGAGAAUGGAGUGUUUAAGUAUUUUAUAAUGGAUAUUUAAAUGAUUGCGAUUUACAGCUAUCAUUUAAAAAAAAAAAA
Xiphias gladius (swordfish) is the source of this 1057-nucleotide messenger RNA. Its product is annotated as SLC35A4 upstream open reading frame protein. The record is from RefSeq and is a predicted model, not a curated record. The coding region runs from base 200 to 526 and encodes 108 amino acids. The transcript is spliced from 3 exons. Lineage: Eukaryota; Metazoa; Chordata; Actinopteri; Istiophoriformes; Xiphiidae.